AUGCGCGCGCGCGCGCGGCGAUGCGCGCGAACGGUGGUGCGCGUCCUUUUCUUCCUCGCGGUCGUCCACGCGCGCGUGCGCGGCGUCCGAGCGAGCGCGCGGGGGGCGUCCGCGCCAGCGGUUGACAUCGCCAGGCCGCUCUCUCGCGGCGUCAAGGCGGCGCUGGAGCGACCGUGCGACGCGUACGCGAAAGGAUUCGAGGAAGAGACGGCGGCGAGCGCGCGCGGUGGCGCGGCGGUGGCGCUGGAGCGCGCGUGCGCGGCGCAAGGGGGGGCGGCGGCGACGGCGAGCGACGCGUGCGAGGCGUACCGAGUCGUGAGCGACGGGUCGAGAGGGAUGAAACGAGAGGACGCGCUGCGAUAUCUUAGGCAGGCGUUACACGAGGCGUGUCAGACGAGCGCGGCGGCGAUGUCUAAUCCGGAGACGCGGGGUAAAAAGGAGGCGACGGCGUUCGUGCGAGACGCGGUGUCGCGCGCGGCGGAGGAGGAAGCGAUUGCUGGACGGGCGAGCUCGGCGAAUUGGCUCGGUUGGUCUGGUGUCUCGGACGUUCCAGGAGGCGCGGGAGGCGCGAGCACGGACGCCAAGGCUCGAGGGCUUUGGGGAUGGGAACGUGACGUUCCGAUACGGGUCAGGCCCGAGGACGCAUUCGGGGGGUCCGCGAGCCUGGACGCGAUCAGGCAUCAAGAGCAGCAGGCACUCCUAGAUAUUUAUAGAAGGACGAACGGUGCGCGAUGGUGCAAGCGCGAUGGAUGGGAUUCUAGUGACCGUUCGUACUGCGAGUGGUAUGGCGUCACAUGUCAGGAGAAGGAUUUGGGCGUAACCUUCAUAAAUUUGCGAGAUAACGGGUUGGAGGGCGACAUGCCGCAAGCCAUAGACGAGCUGAAAAUGCUUCAAGGAUUAGAUCUGUCGUACAAUCGUCUCGAGGGUCGGUUGAGCGCGAUGCUCGGCGAGCUGAAGGACUUACGCUACCUUUUGGUGCGCGCGAACUCGCUCUAUUCGGACAUUCCACCGGGACUGUUUCGCAAAGGUUCGGCGCUGACUCACGUAGAUUUGAGCGGAAACGCCUUAUCCGGGACGUUACCUGAAAAGGAGUUUGGUAAUCUCGCGAGUUUGCGAAUGUUCAACGCGUCCAGUAACGCGCUCACGGGGACCGUUCCGAACGUUGCCACGUUAACAGCGUUAGAGGUCUUCUCCGCGUCGAGAAACCGGUUUCGAGGCAAUGUGCCGCAGUUCGAAGAGAGUUCGAAGAUAAAAUUCUUUGACAUGAGCGAAAACUCCCUUAGUGGUCCCGUUCCCGAGCUCUUAUCGCAAUUACCAUUGGUGCUUUUUGACGUAUCGCACAAUUCUCUCCGGGGCAAACUUCCCGAGGCUCCGUUUCCUGGGACGCUUCGCGUCUACGACGUCGGGAAUAACGAAUUAAAUGGAACGAUACCGCAGACAUUCGCGCAUCUUGCGCACCUAGAACACUUAGACUUGGCGGCGAAUAAGUUUGGCGGCAAGCCACCCUUUGACGUCCUGCGGCGUCGGACCCUCAAAUAUUUCAACACGUCUUGGAACGACUUCGAGGGUGAGCUGCCUCGUAACAUUUACCAGGGCGAGAACGAACGAUCCGCGAUGCGUUUAGAAACCUUCGACGUGAGUCAUAACCGCCUGAGCGGCUCUUUACCCGAGGGACUGGUCGAGCUUGAAAAUUUACGCAUCGUGGACGUCGCCCACAACUUGCUAAGUGGUGACCUUCCCAAGAGCUGGACCGUGAAACACCUCGAACGUCUGAGCGUCAAGGCGAAUGUCUUCACUGGAUCCCUGCCAUCCGUGCUCGCUGCCGCGCGCCGAUUGCGCUACCUCGACCUGAGCGACAAUAGACUCAGCGGCCGAGUCGACUGGGCUGUCAUCUCCUUGCGUACGCUCGAGCACAUGGACGUCUCCGGAAACCGACUGAACUGGUUCGAGGGCGAAACCACGUCCUCCGGAAAAUCAAAAACAUCGCAUCGCAAUCGCGCCGUGGACUCGGCGAGCGCUGAGCUCUGA
This is a messenger RNA of Ostreococcus tauri, 2028 nucleotides long. Its product is annotated as Leucine-rich repeat. The record is from RefSeq and is a predicted model, not a curated record. Bases 1 to 2028 code for a protein of 675 amino acids. Gene Ontology annotation, molecular function: protein binding. Lineage: Eukaryota; Viridiplantae; Chlorophyta; Mamiellophyceae; Mamiellales; Bathycoccaceae. The transcript has a single exon.